Molecule: messenger RNA, 357 nt
Organism: Leptopilina heterotoma
Lineage: Eukaryota; Metazoa; Arthropoda; Insecta; Hymenoptera; Figitidae
Product: egg protein CP422-like
Exons: 5
Coding region: 1-357 (118 amino acids)
Source: RefSeq, a predicted model, not a curated record
AUGUAUAUAAACGCGUUUCGGGAUAUUGGAGAUUGUUGUUCCAAUCUCCAAUGCAGAGGAAAUAUUUGUAGAAAACGUUGCUUACUACCUGGACAACAUUGCAGUGGGAAUAUUCCAUGCUGCCCGCCACUUGUAUGCGACCGAGAAUCAAGGCUAUGUGAACAUAGAGGUGAUAAUAGUUUUGAAUGCAGUCUGAGAUUGUGUGGGGUGAAUCGUCGAUGCUGUGACGGUCUAAGAUGCAACAUAGAUAAAUGUGAAAGGAAUUGUAGAAAAGAUGGAGCUCAAUGUAUCGAGAAUAAUCAAUGCUGUAGUAGAAUAUGCUUCAGAGGCAUUUGUGCAAGACGAAGUGGAUUGUGA